Messenger RNA from Papilio xuthus (Asian swallowtail), 2865 nucleotides. It is a transcript of the gene slgA, whose product is annotated as proline dehydrogenase slgA. Bases 107 to 1873 code for a protein of 588 amino acids. The record is from RefSeq and is a predicted model, not a curated record. The transcript has 12 exons. Gene Ontology annotation, cellular component: mitochondrion. Gene Ontology annotation, molecular function: FAD binding; proline dehydrogenase activity. Lineage: Eukaryota; Metazoa; Arthropoda; Insecta; Lepidoptera; Papilionidae.
GCCGCAUCGAGCGCACCGCGGCCGCACGUCAUCCAGUUGUCAGCCGGCUGCCGCACACGGUGGUCGCGUCGCAGUCGAAUCGAGUACCGUGCGCGGAGUUCUCACGAUGGCCCUGCUGCGCCGCCUGGCCACGAACGCGCCCCGGGGCCUCCGGGCGUUCUCCUCGUCGCCCCGGACCACCGACGAUCUCGACCUCACCUUCAACAGCCCCCGCGACGCUUUCAAGAGCAAGAAAACCAGCGAACUGGUGCGGGCGUACCUCGUCUACCAGAUAUGCUCGAUCAACUGGAUCGUCGAGAACAACGACAUGCUGAUGAAGCGGCUGCGCCAGGUGGUUGGCCAGCGGCUGUUCGAGGCCAUCAUGAAGGCCACCUUCUACGGACAGUUCGUCGCCGGUGAGGACCAGAACAAGAUCCGACCCACCAUUGAGAGGCUGCGCUCGUUCGGAGUGAAGUCCAUCUUGGAUUACUCCGUGGAGGAGGACUUGUCGCAGGAGGAGGCGGAGAAGAGAGAAGUCAGCGCGUCGAUCUCGGCGUGCGGCGACGCGGCGGAGGAGGGUCAGCUGCGGCAGUACCACGUGGAGCAGCGCUUCGCCGACCGCCGCUACAAGGUCACCAGCGCGCGCACCUACUUCUACCUCAACGAGGCCUCCUGCGAGAAGAACAUGGAGCACUUCUUGCGCAGCAUCGAAGCCGUCGCCGGUAUCACCAAGAGCACGGGUCUGAUGGCCAUCAAACUCACCGCUUUAGGAAGGCCCCAGUUACUUCUCCAGCUGUCAGAGGUGAUAAUGCGCGCGCGCAACUACAUGCAGCAGAUCGCGGGCGGUACCGGCAACGUCCUCACGCAUCACAAAACCAUCGAGGACUUCCAGCGGUACUUCGGUGACCACGGCAACAAGCCCGAGGUGCAGGAGUUCAUGCGCAAGAUCACCUCGGACAAGGAGGGCGUGCUGCACAUAUUCCCGUGGGACCGCAUCGUGCAUCUGUUCCCGUGGUCCAACAUCCUGGACAAGGACAUGAACCUGUCGGACUCGUUCCGAGUGCCCGACCCUAAGACCGGCCAGAUGCGGCGCCUCAUCUCCCAGAUCUCGCCCAAGGAGGAGGAGAUGUUCCGCAACAUGCUGCGCCGCCUCAACCACAUCAUCACGCUGGCCAAGGACGCCGACGUGCGCGUCAUGGUCGACGCCGAGCAGACCUACUUCCAGCCCGCCAUCUCCCGCAUCUGCCUCGAGAUGAUGAGGAGAUACAACAAGGACAAGUUCGUGGUGUUCAACACGUACCAGACGUACCUGCGCAGCACCUACCAGGAGAUCCUGACCGACCUGGAGCAGGCGCAGCGGCAGAACUUCUACUGGGGCGCCAAACUCGUGCGCGGCGCAUACCUCGAGCAGGAGCGUGCGCGUGCGGCCGCCAUGGGCUACGAGGACCCCACCUGCGAGAGCGUGGCCGCCACCACCGCCUCCUUCCACCGCUGCCUCGCAGAGAUCCUGGGCCGCGUGCAGGCGCAGGGCAAGGAGCCGCGGCUGGGCAUCAUGGUGGCCUCGCACAACGAGGACACGGUGCGCUACGCCAUCCAGCUGAUGAAGGAGCGCGGCAUCGGGCCCGGGGACAAGGUCGUCUGCUUCGGCCAGCUGCUCGGCAUGUGCGACCACAUCACCUUCCCGCUGGGUCAGGCGGGCUACUCGGCAUACAAGUACGUGCCGUACGGUCCGGUGGAGGAGGUGCUGCCCUACCUGUCGCGGCGCGCCAACGAGAACCGCGGCUUCCUCGCCAAGAUCAAGAAGGAGAAGGGGCUGCUGCUGAAGGAGAUCGGGCGCCGGCUGUUCAGCGGCCAGCUGUUCUACAAGCCGGAGGGUCGCUACACGCCGGUGUAAGGCGGGGGAGCGGCGGCGCACUCGCAUCAUGUCCGCCAUCUUGUGAUACUUUCAGCGGGAAACUAAACUUAAUUAGGAACGUAAUCCGCUUGUAGUUUGCCGGCAGUGAGUUUCCCCGCGGCCCAAAGUGUCCCGGAAACUGAAACCGAUAGGAAUUUACAAGGAGCUAGUCUUUAUUUUGAUUAAUUAAUUUCAAACGUAUAGAAAUAUUUGUGAUCUAAUGACGGUUUGUGAUUUAAACCGUUUUUUAACAUUGUGACAAAAUAUAAAGUUAAUAAAUAGGCGAUAUAGUAAAAGUGCAUCGGUUUGAUUGUAAACAUGAUACAACUCCGCGCUUUAUUACUUAAUGGACAUGUUUGAAGUGAACAUUUGGUUUUCUUUUAUGAUUUACACACACGUACAAGUGUCGCUGUCUCUAUUCAGUAUUACAAUUUACGCAGACUAUUCUAUUCUAUAUAAUUACGUAUGAAACGAUCUUUGAGUAUUCAAAAUUCUCAAAAAACUUCUACAAGUACAGUUUCUUACAAAAGUUGUUUAUUUUAUUAUAUAAAAAUGAAAACCAUUUGAAUUAUUUAUUUUAGAAAUUAAUUUAGAUAUAUUAUUGUUGGUAUUACAUAUUUAUUAAAUUGAAGCGGGAAUUUCAUGAGAAUUAAAUGAUACAAUGAAGCAAUAAAAAUGUUCGUAUGACAUGUUCGUAUUAAAAUGCAUUAUUUAUUUAGAAUUUGGUGUAACAUUUGUGAAGGCGACAGUACGCACGGCCACCAUUCAUAACCAUUGACUCUUGGACUAGGAAUUUAAACACAUCUGAGAAAAGGAAGGAGAAAACAGAUUGUAAUAGAGAGAGAGAGAGAGAGAGAGAGAGAAAGAGUUAAGUAAGAUGACAGUCAAUGUUUGAUUGUGUGAGGUGUGCGUGUGUGUGUGUGUGUGUCGCAGAGUGAAGCUGUGUGCUCAGUGUUCACCAAACAAUGUACUCUGCAUUGCAUUUCUCUGUU